GCCACCGGACCCGCCAUGCUGCGCUGGCUGCGGGGCUUCGUGCUGCCCACGGCGGCCUGCCUGAGUGAGGAUGAUUACUUCCGCUACCAGAUCCUCUUCGAAGACCUGGACCGCAAUGGGGACGGCGUGGUGGACAUCAUGGAGCUCAAGGAGGGCCUGAAAAACUGGAGCUCCUCGUUUGGCCUGAACUCGGAGAAGGAUAUUCUUCAGGCUGGAGAUACCAAUCACAGUGCAGGAUUGGACUUCGAAGAAUUUGUGCGGUACCUUCAAGACCAUGAGAAAAAAAUGAAGCUGGCAUUUAAGAGUCUGGACAAAAAUAAUGAUGGAAAAAUAGAAGCUUCAGAUAUUGUUGCUACUGUGAAAUCACUGGGUAUACAUAUUUCUGAAGUUCAGGCAAAAGAGAUUCUGAAAAGCAUUGAUACUGAUGGAACAAUGACAGUAGACUGGGAUGAAUGGAGAGACUACUUUUUACUACAUCCUGCAAAAAAUAUCAAUGAGAUUAUUCAUUUCUGGAAACGUUCCACUAUAAUUGAUAUAGGAGAGAGUAUAGCAAUUCCAGAUGAAUUUACUGAACAAGAAAGGCAGUCUGGAGAUUGGUGGAAACGUUUGGUGGCAGCAGGAAUAGGUAGUGCAGUGGCACGGACGUGCACAGCACCUUUUGACCGCUUGAAAGUCAUGAUGCAGGUUCAUAGUUUAAAGACAAGGAGAAUGAGGUUGAUGAGUGUGUUUGAGCAUCUAGUAAAAGAAGGAGGAAUUUUUUCUCUUUGGCGAGGAAAUGGUAUUAAUGUUCUCAAAAUUGCACCAGAGACAGCACUCAAGAUUGGGGCCUAUGAACAGUAUAAGAAAUGGCUUAGUUUCGAAGGUUCUUAUACAGGAGUUUUUGAAAGAUUUAUAGCUGGUUCAUUGGCUGGAGCAACUGCCCAGACCUGUAUUUAUCCUAUGGAGGUAAUAAAGACCAGACUGACUGUAGCUAACACUGGAGAGUAUUCAGGGAUUAUGGAUUGUUGCAAGAAGCUUCUGAAACAAGAGGGUUUCCGAACUUUUUUUAAAGGCCAUGUUCCUAACUUGCUGGGCAUUGUACCAUAUGCAGGCUUAGAUCUUGCUGUUUAUGAGUUUUUGAAGAAUUAUUGGCUGGAGCAGAAUGCAGGAGACUCUGUAAACCCUGGGAUAAUAAUUUUGCUGGGCUGUAGUACGCUGUCUCACACUUGUGGUCAGUUAGUCAGCUUCCCUCUGUAUCUUGUUAGAACUCGCAUGCAGGCCGAAGCCCCGGUGGGAAAAGAAACACCAACUAUGAUUCAGCUCAUUCAAGAAAUAUAUAAAAGAGAAGGAAUAAGAGGAUUUUACAGGGGUAUCACCCCUAACAUCAUAAAGUUGCUUCCUGCAGUAGUCAUCGGCUGUGUGGUUUAUGAAAGAGUGAAACCAAUUUUGGGAGUAACCUAGAAGUGAAAUAUCAAAUUAUUGUCGUUGUCAAAAUCACUGAAUUAUAAGAUAAUGUCUGGGUUAUAAGAGACCAUAACCUUUUUUCUAAAAGGAAAGAAGUAUCAAAUAACUUAAAAUAUUUUCUCUUUAUUUUAUCU
Sciurus carolinensis (gray squirrel) is the source of this 1577-nucleotide messenger RNA. RefSeq names its product calcium-binding mitochondrial carrier protein SCaMC-1-like. Bases 16 to 1440 code for a protein of 474 amino acids. The record is from RefSeq and is a predicted model, not a curated record. Gene Ontology annotation, biological process: transmembrane transport. Gene Ontology annotation, molecular function: calcium ion binding; ATP transmembrane transporter activity. Lineage: Eukaryota; Metazoa; Chordata; Mammalia; Rodentia; Sciuridae. Gene Ontology annotation, cellular component: mitochondrial inner membrane. The transcript is spliced from 10 exons.